UUUCGCACGCGUCGCCACAACAAGAUCGGUGCGCAAAAAAAAAAACAAAACAUAUUGCAAACGAACGCCAAGGACAACAGACGCUCCCGACAUGGACAAUCCCAGUUCACCGCCGCCAAAUACGCCCAGCGACGCCGCCGAGCGGCGCGAUCUUCGAGCGGCGAUGACCUCGCCGGCGGGCGACUUCGAGCCCUUCGAGAACGAGGACGAGAUCCUCGGAGAUCAGACGGUGCGCGACGAGGCCGAGGAGGAGGAUGGCGAGGAGCUGUUCGGGGACAACAUGGAGAACGACUACCGUCCCAUGCCGGAGCUGGAUCACUACGAUCCGGCGAUGCUGGACGACGAGGAUGACUUCUCGGAGAUGUCGCAGGGCGAUCGCUUUGCGGCCGAGUCGGAGAUGCGGCGGCGGGAUCGGGCGGCCGGCAUCCACCGCGACGACCGGGAUCUGGGAUUCGGCCAGUCCGACGACGAGGACGAUGUGGGACCGCGGGCCAAGCGGCGGGCCGGCGAGAAGGCGGCCGUGGGCGAGGUGGAGGACACCGAGAUGGUGGAGUCCAUCGAGAACCUGGAGGACACCAAGGGCCACUCGACCAAGGAGUGGGUCAGCAUGCUGGGACCGCGCACGGAGAUCGCCAAUCGCUUCCAGUCCUUCCUGAGAACGUUCGUCGAUGAACGCGGCGCCUACACCUAUCGCGAUCGCAUCCGGCGGAUGUGCGAGCAGAACAUGUCCUCCUUCGUCGUCUCCUACACGGAUCUGGCCAACAAGGAGCACGUGCUGGCCUACUUCCUGCCCGAGGCUCCCUUCCAGAUGCUCGAGAUCUUCGACAAGGUGGCCAAGGACAUGGUGCUGUCCAUUUUUCCCACCUACGAGCGCGUCACCACCGAGAUCCAUGUGCGCAUCUCGGAGCUGCCGCUCAUCGAGGAGCUGCGCACGUUCAGGAAACUGCAUCUCAAUCAGUUGGUUCGCACCUUGGGCGUGGUAACCGCCACCACAGGCGUCCUGCCGCAGCUGUCGGUGAUCAAGUACGACUGCGUGAAGUGCGGCUAUGUGCUCGGUCCCUUUGUCCAGUCGCAGAACACGGAGAUCAAGCCGGGCUCCUGCCCCGAGUGCCAGAGCACCGGACCGUUCUCCAUCAACAUGGAGCAGACGCUGUACCGCAACUACCAGAAGAUCACGCUGCAGGAGUCGCCGGGCAGGAUUCCAGCCGGUCGCAUUCCGCGCAGCAAGGACGUCAUUCUGCUGGCGGAUCUUUGCGAUCAAUGCAAACCGGGCGAUGAACUGGAGGUCACUGGUAUUUACACGAACAAUUACGAUGGUUCGUUGAACACUGAUCAGGGAUUCCCCGUCUUUGCCACCGUGAUUAUUGCCAAUCAUGUGGUCGUCAAGGACUCCAAGCAGGUGGUGCAGUCGCUGACGGACGAGGAUAUAGCCACGAUUCAGAAGUUGAGCAAGGAUCCGCGCAUCGUGGAGCGCGUGGUGGCCUCCAUGGCGCCUUCUAUUUACGGACAUGACUACAUCAAGAGAGCCCUGGCCUUGGCCCUCUUCGGUGGCGAGUCCAAGAAUCCCGGGGAGAAGCACAAGGUUCGAGGAGACAUUAACCUGCUGAUUUGUGGAGAUCCCGGCACGGCCAAGUCGCAGUUCUUGAAGUACAUCGAAAAGGUUGCUCCUCGGGCGGUUUUCACCACCGGUCAGGGGGCGAGUGCCGUGGGUCUCACCGCCUAUGUGCGGAGGAAUCCAGUUUCCCGCGAGUGGACCUUGGAGGCGGGAGCUCUGGUCCUAGCCGAUCAGGGCGUCUGUCUCAUCGACGAGUUCGACAAGAUGAACGACCAGGAUCGCACCUCCAUUCACGAGGCCAUGGAGCAGCAGUCCAUCUCCAUUUCCAAGGCCGGCAUUGUCACCUCCCUGCAGGCUCGUUGCACCGUCAUUGCCGCCGCCAAUCCCAUCGGCGGGCGCUACGAUCCCUCGAUGACGUUCUCGGAGAACGUGAACCUUUCGGAGCCCAUUCUCUCCCGUUUCGAUGUGCUAUGCGUGGUUAAGGACGAGUUCGAUCCCAUGCAGGACCAGCAGUUGGCCAAAUUCGUGGUGCACUCGCACAUGAAGCACCAUCCCAGCGAGGAGGAGCAGCCGGAGUUGGAGGAGCCGCAGUUGAAGACCGUGGACGAGAUCCCGCAGGAUCUGCUGCGUCAGUAUAUCGUUUACGCCAAGGAGAACAUUCGACCCAAGUUAACGAACAUCGACGAGGACAAGAUCGCCAAGAUGUACGCCCAGCUGCGUCAGGAGUCCUUCGCUACUGGAUCUCUGCCCAUUACGGUGCGUCACAUUGAGAGCGUGAUCCGGAUGUCGGAAGCCCACGCUCGCAUGCAUUUGCGUGAAAACGUGAUGGAGGCAGACGUCAGCAUGGCCAUCCGCAUGAUGCUGGAGAGCUUCAUUGAGGCGCAGAAGUUCAGCGUGAUGAAGAAGAUGCGCAGUACAUUCCAGAAGUACCUGGCCUUCCAGAAGGACCAUUCCGAGUUGCUCUUCUUCAUCCUGCGCCAGCUGACCCUCGAUCAGCUCGCCUACAUCCGCUGCAAGGACGGACCCGGCGCCACGCAUGUGGAGAUCAUGGAGCGCGAUCUGAUCGAGCGCGCCAAGCAACUGGACAUUGUCAACCUGAAACCCUUCUACGAAUCGGAUCUAUUCCGCACCAAUGGAUUCUCUUACGAUCCCAAGCGUCGCAUCAUCCUCCAAAUUGUGGUCGACGGCAACGCAGCUUAAGUUCUCAGUUUCCUAUCAUAUCUCAUGUAGUUAGUAGUGCUCACAUCCAUGUUUUGUUACCCCCAUCUUUGGCAUAAUAAAGUUUGAUAUACUUGUG
Messenger RNA from Drosophila takahashii, 2852 nucleotides. It is a transcript of the gene Mcm2, whose product is annotated as DNA replication licensing factor Mcm2. Gene Ontology annotation, cellular component: MCM complex; nucleus. Gene Ontology annotation, molecular function: single-stranded DNA helicase activity; single-stranded DNA binding; ATP hydrolysis activity. Gene Ontology annotation, biological process: mitotic DNA replication initiation; double-strand break repair via break-induced replication; DNA replication. NCBI's taxonomy places the organism in Eukaryota, Metazoa, Arthropoda, Insecta, Diptera, Drosophilidae. The record is from RefSeq and is a predicted model, not a curated record.